GUCAGUGAGUGAUGCUAUGAACGGCAAGGCAUGUUUAUCCAGAUUGUAGAUGAUAUCGUCUCUAGGAGCUCGAAUUGCUCGUUGUGGAGGCAAAAAGCGUUGCCAGAUGCAUCAAUUGCUUGCUCUGACUGAGUGAUGCCCUUCCCGGCGGCUGGCCGUGACACUCCCAUCCAAAGCAUCACUGCUGCUCAGUGAUUGAAAUCCUGCUGCUAUCAGCUUGGUUCGAGCUCAUUGCGCAGUCUCUAUCACCAAAUCUCGCCGUGGAGGCGAAUGUGCUCCUCAUGAGCAUCAUUGACGUAGAUUUGGUGGCCAUUCACUCAGCCCCAUCACCUCUCCCGCGCAGGGGAGUCUCCCCCGCCGCUCCUAUUGGCCCACUCCCCUUGCACAUGCCUUCAGCAGUUCCCCCGGCCUCCCCACUGCUUCCACGCCCUGCAGGCUGCUUCCAGGACCUGCUAGACGCUUCCACGGUCUUCCAUCGCUCGUGGUUUAUGACUUCAUCACGCACGCACGGUCCUCUCCCUCGAGGUAUAUAAGUUCCCUCCCCCACCCCCAACCUACCUUUCUUUUUUUUUUUUUCUCAUGGUGGCCCUCAGACGUUUCUGCUGAGGGCCUAGUUCUGCUUGACUGCUGAACUGCUAGGUCGCUAUCUUUUCCCCGGUAGCACCCAAGUCAACCGGUUUUUGGACCCCGUCAACGGCUUUCUUGCCGCUGGCACUGUGUCGCCCGUAUUUGCACUGUUUCGGGCUGACGCGAACUUCUCUUUGAAGUUCCUGACCUUUUUUUCAUUGUUGUGUUUGCUAUAUGCAAGCC
Aplosporella prunicola CBS 121167 is the source of this 810-nucleotide messenger RNA. RefSeq lists its product as uncharacterized. The record is from RefSeq and is a predicted model, not a curated record. The transcript has a single exon. Lineage: Eukaryota; Fungi; Ascomycota; Dothideomycetes; Botryosphaeriales; Aplosporellaceae. The coding region runs from base 282 to 533 and encodes 83 amino acids.